Molecule: messenger RNA, 902 nt
Organism: Erythranthe guttata (spotted monkey flower)
Lineage: Eukaryota; Viridiplantae; Streptophyta; Magnoliopsida; Lamiales; Phrymaceae
Source: RefSeq, a predicted model, not a curated record
ACGGGUAGGAGAAAACCGGAACAUUAUUGCUUCGUAAACCCUAAAUCCCCAUUUCGAUUGCUGCAAUUAGGGCUUGUGAGAGUGGAUUGAAAUAUCUGAAUUUUCAUGGUAGCGCAAUGAAGAAAGGUGGAGGAGAUUCGGGGCGUAAUGGAAUUAAAGGGAAUAAAAUGGGCGGUCAGGAUUUCAUCUCGAACAAAAAGAAGAUGAAGAAAAAUAUGCAGAGAUUGGGAGGAAAGGGCGGCCUUUCGCUCGAAUCAUUCGUGAAUGCUAAGACGAGGAAUGACAAUUAUAACCCUUCCUUGAUCAGUAUAAAAGACAGCUGCGCCUUCUAUAAAAAUGCAAAGUGCGUGCAGAAGUACAAGAGGUCGCUAUAGCAACAAGAGCAGCUAAAUCUUCCUUCCGCGCACAGAAUACCAUUGGAGGAUGUUUAUAGAACCAAUGAAGGUGAUGAUGUUAAUCAGCAACAGGAGCAGCUAAAUCUUCCUUCGACAGACAAAACACCAGUAGAGGGUGGUAAUAAAACAAAAGAAGGUGAUAAUGUUAAUCAGAACAAGAGAAGCAAGAAAAAUGCACGAAGUCUUGAGGAGUUGUACAAGAAGAAGCACGAGGAAGAAGAGAAAGCCAAGAUGGAGAAGGAACGUUUUAUUCAGACAAAGAAGGAAGCAAAACAGCAAUCUGAAGCUCGAAGAAGAGCUCUCAAGGAGAAAAUGUACAAGAAAACCAAAUCCGGUCAGCCUGUAAUGAAAUACAGAAUCGAGCAUCUUCUAGAAUCGCUUCAAGGGUUUUCUCCUUGCCCCCACAAUUCAGACGGUAUAAAAUUAAGUUGUAUGUGACGAUGAUGACUUUGUAAAAUCUAUUUAGAAGUCUUUUUGGCCCCCAUGAAAUAUUAAUUUAUAUUGUCC